Messenger RNA from Oxyura jamaicensis (ruddy duck), 4296 nucleotides. It is a transcript of the gene COLQ, whose product is annotated as collagen like tail subunit of asymmetric acetylcholinesterase. The coding region runs from base 163 to 1611 and encodes 482 amino acids. The record is from RefSeq and is a predicted model, not a curated record. The transcript is spliced from 17 exons. Gene Ontology annotation, molecular function: heparin binding. NCBI's taxonomy places the organism in Eukaryota, Metazoa, Chordata, Aves, Anseriformes, Anatidae.
GAGCCGUACACACACACGCAGACACACAGACACACACGCAUCCCGCAGCGAGCGAGGAAGGAGGAAGCGAGCAGGCAAGACAGACAGAGGCAGAGUAGAGAGUGAGCAAGCCCCAAAGCAGAGCUGCGCCUCCAGGCUGCAGUUGCCCAGGGCGCAGGCAGCAUGUUUGCCCUCAGCCUUGUUGCCUGGGGAUUUUACCUUCAGCUUGUCUCCUGCUUUGCUUUCUCUCAGACUUCGUACGUUGACAAUGCCUUCUCAGUUUCCUCAGAUCUCCCUUGUUUGGAACAGAAGAAACAGCUUCACCGCAGACCAUGCUGUCUCCUCGGCCCUCCUCCACCACCCCUGUUUCCACCACCGUACUUCAGGCACAGCUGGAGCACUAAGCUGCUUACUCUGGACAUGAAGGACUUGUGCCAGGAGCUCCAGAUAACAAUGCCCGAAUUACAUUGCCCCACAGGGCCUCCAGGCCCCCAGGGCCCACAAGGAAUUCCUGGUAUAAUGGGACCAAAAGGGGAGAAAGGGGAGAUCGGCAGGCCAGGAAGAAAGGGUAGACCAGGUCCCCCGGGUGUCCCUGGGAUGCCAGGACCAGUAGGAUGGCCUGGACCUGUGGGACCAAAGGGUGAAAAGGGAGAUUUGGGUGUGAUGGGAUUGCCAGGUACAAGAGGACCAAUGGGCUCCAAGGGUUUUCCAGGAACUAGAGGAGAAAAGGGAUCCAGAGGUGACAGAGGUGACAAAGGAGUUAAAGGAGACCAGGGAGAAGUAGGCUCCCCUGGGAUGCUGGGACAGAAAGGAGAGAUGGGCCCCAAGGGACAAUCUGGAGCACCGGGACACCGAGGACCUAUAGGAAGACCUGGAAAACGAGGCAAACAAGGACAAAAGGGAGACAUUGGACCUGUGGGUAUCAUGGGCCCACCUGGAAGACCUGGUCCUUCCGGCCAGCCAGGCCCCCCUGGACCUUCAGGAUCAGGGCAAUUUGCAAUAGGACCAAAAGGGGAAAGAGGACUUCCCGGACCUCCAGGGAGAUGUCUCUGCAGAUCCCCACAGAAUGUGAACAAUCCACCAUAUGAGGAAUCUGUGUUUGGACACAGUUAUCCAAAAGUCCCUGCGAUACAUAACUCAGUCUGCAGAACUGGAUUCCAUGACAAUUCAAAAUACUUCUUGAGAGAGUUACCAAUCACCUCUUUUUCUGUACCCCAGAUUUUUGUGGUGAAUAAUCAAGAAGAAUUGGACCGGUUAAACACUGAAAAUGCGUUAGCUUUUAGAAGAGAUCAGAGAUCUUUGUACUUCAAGGAUACCUUUGGAUGGCUCCCAAUCCAGCUCAGCCCUUUCUACCCCGUGGAUUACCGCUUUGGGGAUGGCGGUACCUGUGGAGAUGGGAUCAUCCAGGAUGGGGAAGAGUGUGACGAUGGCAAUGCGGUUGUGACAGAUGACUGCAUAAGAUGCCGCCGUGCUUACUGUGGAGAUGGCUACAGACAUGAGGGGGUUGAAGACUGCGAUGGGAAGGAUUUUGGAUAUUUGACAUGUAAAACAUAUCUCCCUGGGUCUUACGGAAAACUGCGAUGCACUUCUUACUGCUACAUCGACUCCACACAGUGCCGAUACUUCACAUGAGGGGAGCAGAGGUGGGCAGCACCCCACAUGUCACGGGGUGCUAGGUGCUACACUAUCAUCUAUCCAGGAAGGACUGGAACAAGGAGAAAAGACAAAGAAGAAGAAGAAAAAAACCCACCUCUGUGUGAAAACAAACAGAUGUCAUGCUGCUGAUGGCCAUUUUGAGAUGUUUGUCUUUUUUUUUUUUUCUUUUCUUUUCUUUUUUUUUAAGUGGAAUUGGGAAAAAAUAGGACCACUGCAUCCUGUCUUAAUAGCAAAAUGUCAGUGUUUGCCAGUAAGACUUUUGAGUGGCUGUGUGUGGGAACUUGCUCUAUCACAAAUGCUACUGGAAACUGAAUGUCACUAACCAGGAAUAUCAUGUAACAAGACAACAUUACCUCGACUUAGCACUGUUCAGCCUAAGUUCUUCAGGGUUUUUGUUUUUCAACCUUCUCAGCAUAAACACAAAGUGUAUCUUGGACAUGGUGUUUAUAGAGACUUUCUCUUUUAUUACAAUGUGAACUUCCUAAGUGUUGUAUCCACGUGAGUGAUGAUGACUUCAGCAGUAUUAAGGUUAGCUGCACGCCUUUGUGGAUUGAACAAGCAGGGGUCUUUCAGUAAGUGCUUUAAAGAUCAGCAGAUGGGACAAAAAGCCUCCAGUCAAAGAAAUUGGGCUGCAUCUGUCUGCAUACAUCCACAGAAAUGCAAGCUGUCUUACCAGGUCUGAACCUGCAGACCACAAAGGCCGGAGUGGCCAAACAGUGUGACACAGGAUGAGCCUAUUUCCUUUUUACACCUUUGCCAAGCCGGCUGUGUUCUGCGUGAGCCCAAAAGGACUGGGGCAGUGCUGGUUGCCCUCCUGAAAGCUCAACAGAACCAUGUACGCGUGGUCUUCACUCCAGUUUCUGUGCUGCAAGGUCUUGUCGUUCUCCUCCCCUUGUCCAGCCGACCUUCAUCCUCUGCCAGCUGCGCCCCAUCCUCUCUCCCUGUGUGCCGACCCCUCUCGGUUCCCACCAUCGUGUCUGGAGUACCCCAGUGUGCCUCCUCACUUUUGUAUCUCCGUGAAACAAAUCCUGGCCUAGAGUGUUUGUGGGUGCUCAUUUGUGCUGUAUAAUGUACAAACAUAUUUGUUUUUCACAGGUUUGGUCAACUCUGUUAGCUCUGAUGGGAGUCAGGGUAAUUAUAUACUUAUUUAUUAGCAAGCAUUAAAGAGCAAAUUUUACAUAUUAAAUACGUUAUGUGCAAAAGAGUUCAUAACAGAAGAAAAUGGUGCAGAGAUACGUGGAAUUCAGGACUAAGAGCCUCAAAUCAAAGUGUUAUUUUCAUACAGGCCACUCUUUUCUGCUUCGCCUUAAAUGCUGCACUUGAACGCUUGAAAUGCGUGAGUUGUUUGUAACAAUGCCAGCUGCACUUACACAGUUACUUCUGUAAAGGUUAAAUAAAGGUGGAUGUUACUUUGUGAUGAUAACGCAUUAAAGCAACUGAGAAAUAUGUACAACUUUUACCACCUGUAUAGGAGAUUUUAACUCUGCAUGUCCAACGCGAUACUGGAAAUCAUCAAUUAAAUGAAAAAUAAACAAAACAAGUGUACUCUGUGGCUAUUGCUUACCUGGGCUGCUUGUGCUGCUGUGAAGCUGAGCCACCAACAUUUGUAGCCCAGUUCACUAGUUCACAACACUUCUUGUGGCUUUUUAAAAUUUAAUCAGAGGUCUUAAUAAAAGGCCAAGAAACCAAUGGGGCAAGGAACGUGCCAUAAGCUCUGGAAGUCUGUGCACUGGAAGAGCUGCCUUUGAGUCUCCUGCCCUGGUGCAAGCCGUGGAUUUCAGCAGCACCACAACAUCCUGGUGGGAUCCGGUGCCUCCUCCAAGGAGUUCAACUCCACUUCCAGCCCCCCAAAAGGCUGGAGUCCUGGAGAAAUUUGGUAGUCCCAGUGGUCAAAGCUGAAGGUGAAAAAGUCCUGUUGUUUUUAAAAGCUCCUACCUCCAAAAGAGGUUGUAAAGCUGAGCGCACCAAAGGCAGGAAACAUAAAAAAGAAUUGUGAUUUAUGUAGAAUUGUCAUGUGCUGCACAUGUCCAGAAAGGUGUGCAUCAGUCUGGUCAGAAAACAUUCACAAAGUAUGGAUUUUAAACGGACUUUAUGAAUACAGCACAAACAAUUCAGCAUCUUAACAAACAGAAAGAAGAUAUUAGGAAAAAAAUAAAAGGACAUGGAACAAGAUUCUUACUACAAAUAAUGCCUUGUUCCCCUCAGAUGAUAAAGCAUUAAAAAAACAUAUCUGGGAAGGUGUUAAGUAUCUGUGACAUAAAAGACUGUAAAAAAAAACCCUUCCUCAUUUUUCAGAUGUAACUGCUUUAUUGCUACCUGGGAUUCUUCAGCUGGACGGUGCCUAGUCUGCUCUGAGUGAUCUUCCCUCCUUGUCUGAGUUUCUUAAUGCAUUACACCAAAGUCAAAAGUUGAUUGAGGUAUUUCAGUUCCUUGGCCUUUUGUAGCAGCGAAUGCCUGUGGGAAGGUUUUCUAAUCAUUAGUAUGGAGCUGUAGGCGAAUACAGAAACAGUACGAGCUUGCAUUGUGCGCUGUAUUAAAUGUAUACUAAAAAGCCAGCUUGCAUUUAGUAUGUGAUUAAAUAUAUGUAGUUACCUACUGCAUGUAUUAAUGGCUCAUGUCAAUAAAUCAUGCCACCUUAAUUCUGGCAUUUCCUUACUUUCA